AUGUCGGAGAGGUCUCAGACAACUGGUCCUCACGAGACACCCAACUCUCACUUGUUGGCUCCAAGCGCCACACCCCGGCACACUGUGUUGACCCACAGACUAAACCAAGUGAGGGUAGCCAGAUAUGGUGAAACUGCAGCGUCUGACCCAGAAUGGGCGGCUGCAGACAGCGUCUGUUCCUCAUACAUCACAAAGGAUAUACAAAAACAAGCAACGGCCCUCAGUCCCGGGCACCCCUUAAGUGGGGAGAGGGUGCGAAGAAUCCCCCGGUUUUCCAAUGAUGUCCUAAGAAUAAACAAAGAGAAGAGAAUUGGCACGUGGAAUGUGCAGAGCAUGUACCAGGCUGGGAAGGCGGCAAAUAUAGUGAAAGAGGUGAAACGGCUACAAAUCGACAUACUGGGGUGCAGUGAGACACGAUGGCCGGACUCGGGACACUGCACUAUAGAUGAACACCAUAUAUAUUUCUCCGGAGACCAUACUACCAGAAAUAGAAACGGAGUAGCAAUAAUCCUGAACAAGCAAACCAACGAAGCUGUAAAAGGAUUUAUCCCCAUCUCGAGCAGAGUUGCAGUGAUAAAAAUCAAAUCAAAACCAUUCGAUUUGAAUAUCAUACAGUCAUCAUACGCACCUACGACCGAGAGCAGUGAACAAAAGAUGGAAGAAUUCUACGAACAGCUUAGAACUGCCCUCAAACAUACGAGGAGAGAAGAAGUUAAUAUGAUGUUGCGAGACAUGAAAGGAAAGGUUGAGGAUGUGGUAGGCGAAUUCGGGCUGGGGGUGAGAAAUGAGUGGGGAGAACGCUUAAUAGAAUUCUGCGAGGAAAUGAACUUUACUAUUAUGAACACCUUUUUCAAACUGCCCUCGAGAAGACUGUACACCUGGAAAUCCCCAGCGGAUAGCAGCCACAGAAUCAUAAGAAACCAAAUUGACUUUAUAAUGAUAAACCGAAGAUAUCGCAACACAGUUGUAUCCUGCAAUAUCUCACAAACAAGCAAUCACGGAACAGAAAUAGAAGACCUUUGGAAUAGAAUAAAAACAUCCAUAGUCUCCGUCACGGAAGAAGAGCUGAGGCAGGAUAAACAGGCGAAGAGACAGGAAUGUAUGACGGAUGCUAUACUGGAAUAUAGAAACAGGGAUACGGAAAAAUACCGAGAAGUGCAUCGGAGAGUUCUGAGAAAGAUCAAAGAGACCAAGGAACAGUGGCUGCAAGAAAAAUGUGCUGAAAUUGAGAUACUGCAGGCAAAACACGAUAGUUUUAACCUCCACAAGAAAAUAAAAGAAGCAGCAGGACGAUUCCAAAUACGGAAUACAGGAGUUCUCCUCGACUCAGACAACAACACCAUCACCGAAGUCGACAAAAAACUAGCAAGAUGGAAAGAAUAUAUGCAGAAACUCUUUGGAGAGGAAAACGUAGACAAUGUGGCUGCAACGGUUAACACUGAAGGACCUACCAUCACACAAGAAGAAGUGGAAGCAGCUAUCAAAAGGUUAAAAAACAACAAAAGCCCUGGACCAGAUCAAAUACAUGGAGAAGUCCUGAAGCUACUGGACUCCGAACAAAUAAAACUGAUAACCACCUUUUUUAACAAAAUCUAUAUAGAUGGCCAACUGCCAAAAGACUGGCUGAUGUCAACAUUUAUCCCGCUACCCAAGAAAGCGAACGCAACUAAAUGCUCAGAGUACAGAAUUAUAAGCCUGAUGAGUCAUGCUUUAAAGGCCUUCCUCAAUAUAAUACAAGCACGAAUUUACAAACGACUCGACGAGAACAUAAGUGCUAAUCAGUUUGGCUUCAGGAAAGGACUUGGCACUAGAGAAGCCUUGUUCGCCAUACAAGUGCUGAUCCAAUGA
Molecule: messenger RNA, 1848 nt
Organism: Cylas formicarius (sweet potato weevil)
Lineage: Eukaryota; Metazoa; Arthropoda; Insecta; Coleoptera; Brentidae
Product: craniofacial development protein 2-like
Exons: 4
Coding region: 1-1848 (615 amino acids)
Source: RefSeq, a predicted model, not a curated record